Messenger RNA from Medioppia subpectinata, 773 nucleotides. Lineage: Eukaryota; Metazoa; Arthropoda; Arachnida; Sarcoptiformes; Oppiidae. The record is from the annotation of a GenBank genome assembly.
CCAUUUUGCACCACAUCCUCGUCGAGCACAACGAGCUCUGUCUGAAGAUCUUUGAAUACAACCGGUUUUGGGCCAAAUGGCUGAUGAGCUCCUACUUCUUCUUAGUGGCACAAAUGUGUUUCACACUAUUUCAGGCCCUCUUCACCACUAAUCCAGUGCUCGUCCGCAUUGUUAUGUUUGUGAUCGCUUGUGAGUGCGCCUAUUUUCUCACCACUAUAUCCAUCAGUGCAUCCCUUCUUUCAAAUACGAAGAUAAAUGAAGAUAUGGCACACGCGUCGUACUCGAGGCUAAUUCGCGUUACAUUUGAUAAAUACCCGGUUGAGCUACAAAUACAGUUGCGAAUGUUUAUCCAACGCCUGUCCGGCCCUACCAUUGGAUUCUAUUGUCUGGACUUAUUUGAGAUAACAUAUACCACUUAUGCCAGUAUUGUGGCGGCUUUGGGCCAGAAUUUCCUACUGAUCGUCGACUUUGUCCGCUCUUAUGCCGAAGUCGGCCGCGAAGACGACAACAUUGAGUACGCGUUCUCUCAGUUAACGGACGCCGUCUUUAACACUACACUAUCGGCCAUAAGUUUGGUUGGUUUCGCCGAAACCACCGAAAUGAUAACAAGGGGCGCGACUUUUCCCUUAGGUAUCUUAAGCGGCACUUCAGUACUCUUUGAACGGAAGAACUCGUAUUUAGUGAUAAUGUGUGCCAUCACUGACUUGGCCUCCAUUAACGCAAACCUCAUUCCCACACAAUUUCUCGGUCCGGCGCCGAACGGCAGGUAUGUA